This is a messenger RNA of Nomia melanderi (Alkali bee), 528 nucleotides long. The record is from RefSeq and is a predicted model, not a curated record. NCBI's taxonomy places the organism in Eukaryota, Metazoa, Arthropoda, Insecta, Hymenoptera, Halictidae.
AUGAAGAGCAGAAGAUUCUACAGGCAUUACCGGUCUAACAGUUUCGGCCCCCGCUGGUUGAUUUAUCAAUUCCUGCUCGCCGAUGCUAAAUUGAGUGACGCUUUGCAUCUUGGUUCGUAUUAUGGGAUUGUCACACUACUCACCUGGCUUUUGACCUUUAUUGUUCUCGUCUAUUCGUUUACGUGCGCGAGGACGAUAGAUUCGUACGAGGAGGAUUUUCUGGCUUUGCAGAAAGAAGUAGACAAGAAAUUCCCGCGGAAGAAAAGCUUGAUGGACAUCAGACCUGCUUACAACUGUAUUCGUAAACACUUGCAACAGACCGACGUGUUCCAGGAGAAAACAAACAAAAUGUUGCACAAGAAUCUUCUGGAACUCGAAAUCUUGAACAGCAGGAUCAACUGUCUCCGUAAGCUGUUGAAAUCGGAGGCGGAGUCCGAAUGGCAGCGGAACAGAUUACCGAAAGUGUAUUAUCGUCCCAUUGAUUCAUCUGCAGCGGAGCAAUGGCCAGCAGCGUUACAAUGUAAUUAA